Molecule: messenger RNA, 738 nt
Organism: Pieris macdunnoughi
Lineage: Eukaryota; Metazoa; Arthropoda; Insecta; Lepidoptera; Pieridae
Source: the annotation of a GenBank genome assembly
AUGACCGACGUGGCAAAAAAGGUUCAGGAUUACAAAGAUUCACUUAAACAGAAGGCAGAGCACCUUAUUAUUAAAGGAUUUCCAGAAAAGAUAGUAAAGCUGAAUGAGCUUUUAGAAACACCUAACUUCCUGAAUAGAGAAUUAGUAGAUGUCCAUCAGGAUUUAAACAUUCCAGUUCCACCGCCAAUACAAGCAGUUAAUGAACCAAAUGCUAAAAGAGCUAGACGAGAUUCGUCUGAGAUGUCAAGCAAUACAACGUUAGAGGGCACACGGGUGUUUGCUCUGCCAAAUGGAAGUGUCCCAUGUAAUAAACCUCUUAGUGACCUUAUUCACCUUGUCAAACCUCACAUUAGAGAGCUUAUUGAGGAUUCUAAUCUGCUAAAAAUGUGGAUUUCAUUCAUGAUUCCUAAAAUAGAGGAUGGCAACAAUUUUGGUGUCUCAAUACAAGAAGAUACAUUGGCUGAGGUUCAGUCUGUUGAAUCGGAAGCUGCGGCAUUCUUUGAUCAAAUCUCCAGAUACUUCAUUUCAAGAGCGAAAAUUGUAUCAAAAGUUGCCAAAUAUCCACAUAUUGAGGAUUAUAGAAGAGCUGUUGAAGAAUUAGAUGAAAAAGAAUACAUCUCAUUGUGGCUGGUGAUGUGCGAGAUUCGCAACCGAUACUGUUCGUUACACGACAUUGUCAUCAAAAACCUGGAAAAAAUAAAAAAGCCGCGUUCGUCGAAUGCCGAAACAUUAUAUUAG